GAGCCGCCGCGCGGCCGCUUCCGCGGGCCCCGGCGCCGGAAGCGGAGAUGCGUCACAGGGGCGGGCGACGGCGGCGGCGACGGCGGCGGGUCGCGUUGGGGGUGCCUCCGGUGGACGGUCGCGACGCCGGGCGGGGAGGCCGCGCCUGCCAGGGUCGUCGGGGGCCCGCGGAGAGCUGGGGCCAGGGCGGCGGCGGCCUGGGACGCAAGCGGAACCCCGCGCCGGCCUGAGGUCCCGGCUAUGGCUGCGGCUACCAUCGUGCACGACACGUCCGAGGCGGUGGAGCUGUGCCCUCCCUACGGCCUGUACCUGAAGCCCAUCACGAAGAUGACCAUCAGCGUGGCGCUCCCGCAGCUGAAGCAGCCGGGCAAGUCCAUCUCCAACUGGGAGGUGAUGGAGCGCCUGAAGGGCAUGGUGCACAACCACCAGUUCUCCACGCUGCGCAUCUCCAAGAGCACCAUGGACUUCAUCCGCUUCGAGGGCGAGGUGGAGAACAAGAGCCUGGUCAGGUCCUUCCUGGCCUGCCUGGACGGCAAGACCAUCAAGCUCAGCGGCUUCUCCGACAUCCUCAAGGUGCGCGCCGCCGAGUUCAAGAUAGACUUCCCCACCCGCCACGACUGGGACUCCUUCUUCCGGGACGCCAAGGACAUGAACGAGACGCUGCCGGGCGAACGGCCCGACACCAUCCACCUGGAGGGGCUUCCCUGCAAGUGGUUCGCCCUGAAGGAGUCGGGCUCCGAGAAGCCCAGCGAGGGGGUGCUGGUGCGGGUGUUCGAGCGCUUCGGGGAGAUCCGCAACGUGGACAUCCCCAUGCUGGACCCCUACCGCGAGGAGAUGACGGGCCGCAACUUCCACACCUUCAGCUUCGGGGGCCACCUGAACUUCGAGGCCUACGUGCAGUACCGCGAGUACGCGGGCUUCAUCCAGGCCAUGAGCGCCCUGCGCGGCAUGAAGCUCAUGUACAAGGGCGAGGACGGCAAGGCCGUGGCCUGCAACAUCAAGGUUUCUUUCGAUUCGACCAAACACCUGAGCGACGCCUCCAUCAAGAAACGGCAGCUCGAGCGGCAGAAGCUUCAGGAGCUGGAGCAGCAGCGGGAGGAGCAGAAGCGCCGGGAGAAGGAGGCGGAGGAGAGGCAGAGGGCCGAGGAGAGGAAGCAGAAGGAGCUGGAGGCGCAGGAGCGCGAGAGGAAGCGGGAGGAGAAGCUGCGCAGGCGCGAGCAGAAGCAGCGGGACCGCGAGCUGCGCCGCAGCCAGAAGCAGCUGGAGAAGCUGCAGGCGGAGGCGCAGCGGAAGCUGCAGGAGAAGAUCCGGCUGGAGGAGCGCAAGCUGCUGCUGGCCCAGCGCAACCUGCAGUCGCUCCGGCUCGUCACCGAGCUGCUGAGCCGCGCCAAGGCCGUGAAGCUGCGGGCGCAGGAGCAGCAGGAGGAGACGCUGCGGCUGCAGCAGCAGGAGGAGCGCCGGCGGCUGCAGGAGGCGGAGCUGCGGCGCGUGGAGGAGGAGAAGGAGCGCGCGCUGGGCCUGCAGCGCCGGGAGCGCGAGCUGCGGGAGCGCCUGCUCAGCAUCCUGCUCAGCAAGAAGGCGGACGGGCCUCGCGCGCCCGCCGAGCCGGGCGCCUCGCACGCCCACCUGCUGCAGCCCGUGCUGGACAUGCUGCACACCGUGUCGGCCGGCUGCGCGGGCGGCGCCCCGCCCCCGCCCCCGCCCGGCGGCCCCCGGGAGGCCCCGCCCCGGCCGCUGGCCGCCGGCCCCGCCCCCGGCCCCGCCCAGAGCGUGAACGGGAGCGCCGCGGAGGAGGAGGCCGCGAGCAAGGAGGGGCCCCAGCCUCGCCGGGUCGCCGCCGACGACGGCCCCUUCGGCCCCGCCGAGAAGAGGUGCCCCGGCGUCCUCGCCUGCAUCCCCGACAACAACCAGCAGCCGAAGGCCGCGCCCGCCGCCUGCGAGCAGAGCGCGCCCAGGAAGGACGCGCGCUCCGAGCAAGACAAGUGCAACCGCGAGCCCAGCGGGGGCCGCGGCCGGGCCAGCGGGGACCGGGGCAGCGACGACAGGCCCAAGCGGGAGCGCAGCCGGCCGCGGCGGGCGGGCAGCCGGGAGGACGCGAGGCCGCACAAGGAGCGGCGGCCGCACCGGAAGCGCUCGCACCAGGACGGCAGCCCCCGCCGGCGCAGCGCCAGCCCCGAGCGCGAGCACGAGCACGGCCGGUCGCGGAGGUCCCACAGCGGAGACCGGCACGGCCGGCGGGAGAGGAGCCGGGACCGGGACCGCAGGGGCAGCUCGGGCAGGAAGCGCAGCCGCCACCGGCGCAGCGAGAGGUCGCGCUCGGGCUCCCCCAGCCGGCACCGCAGCACCUGGAACAGGUAAUGCACGGAGGGCCCAGGCAGCCGUCCCGGAGGACCAGGACGGGGGAGCGCACGUCCUGCAACUCGCUGCCCCCACGCCCCCCACGCCCCCCCCCCC
Molecule: messenger RNA, 2454 nt
Organism: Balaenoptera acutorostrata (minke whale)
Lineage: Eukaryota; Metazoa; Chordata; Mammalia; Artiodactyla; Balaenopteridae
Gene: AKAP17A
Product: A-kinase anchoring protein 17A
Exons: 5
Coding region: 241-2358 (705 amino acids)
Biological process (GO): regulation of RNA splicing
Cellular component (GO): nuclear speck; cytosol
Molecular function (GO): RNA binding; protein kinase A binding
Source: RefSeq, a predicted model, not a curated record